Messenger RNA from Saccostrea cuccullata (small rock oyster), 5120 nucleotides. RefSeq lists its product as uncharacterized. Lineage: Eukaryota; Metazoa; Mollusca; Bivalvia; Ostreida; Ostreidae. The transcript has 18 exons. Gene Ontology annotation, molecular function: cell adhesion molecule binding. Gene Ontology annotation, biological process: cell-cell adhesion. The record is from RefSeq and is a predicted model, not a curated record. The coding region runs from base 213 to 3461 and encodes 1082 amino acids. Gene Ontology annotation, cellular component: plasma membrane; cell-cell junction.
UAACUUUAGAUGGAGUAGGGACCGUGGAAGAAAAUGAUGUUGUCAAUGUCUCGUGUACUUUGACACGCACGCGUUAUCAACCCACAACAUUUAUAAUAUUGUCCGUUAACCCUGUUCAUCCAGACAUCAACAAUGUAUCCCUGUAUACAACGACAACUGUGUACGACAAUGUGACGGAGACUUAUACUUACACUCUGUUAGCCCCGCCCGUCAUGGUGGACAGAUCAAUGAAUGGCCAGUCAAUAACUUGUUAUGUUUUAGUGAAUUCUUCUAUGUUUUACCAAGCAAAGAGAUUUACUGUCUUCUAUGGACCGUAUGAUGAUCAUGUAACAUUUUCUGGCCGAGAAACAGGGGUGGAGGGAUAUGGGACGGCCUGGGUCUGUUACGGAGGAUUUACAAACCCAGCAGUGUCCAUCACAUGGUACAAUGGUUCCACAGAGUUCAGCCCUGAUACACCACUUAUUGUAGAUAAAUAUAGUAAUUAUUACUAUACACGACAAGAAUGGAAAGUCAAGUAUCACCGAGAUUACACGGGGAAUAAUAUCAGUUGUGUUGUCAGAGGAUCUGGAAAUAGAACGGUGACCAAAACAAAGCAGUUUGGGGACAUUCUUUAUGACCCAGAUUUAGUUGUUGGAGGGAGCUCUGUUGUAGAGGAGGGAGACACCUUAAAUUUGACCUGUGAGGUUGUGGCAGCCAAUCCAAUGACAAUUGCCUCAUGGAGUGGGAGAGUGGGCCAAUCCUUGGUGAUCUCUGACAUCAAGAGAUAUCAGAAUGGAAACACUUUUUUUUGUACUGCCCAGAACUCUGUUGGCACAUCCUUGCUGAGUGUCACAAUCACAGUUCAGUCCCGGCCAUCCUUGGAAAUAGUUGGAGCAGUUCAUACAACUAGUGGUGGUAGUUGGCAGAUAAAUGGAAUAGAAGGAGAAAAUUUGACCUUGACCUGUAAAAGUGACCUUUCAUCCUUGACAUUGGAAUAUGCCUCAGUUGUCUACAAUAACACAGAAAAUGACAGUGGUACCUAUACUGUGACACUGAUUAAAAAUGCCACCAAGAGCGAUGAUGAUCAAGUACUUAAAUGUAGAGCUACGAAUGCAACAGGACAGGAACUGGAGAAAAUAGCUGUCGUACAUCUGGCCUCUGAUGUUAUUGACGUAACUUUAGAUGGAGUAGGGACCGUGGAAGAAAAUGAUGUUGUCAAUAUCUCUUGUACUGUGUCACGCACUCAUUAUCAACCCACAAAUAUUGGAAUAUUCUCCUUUAACCCCAUAAACCCAGACAUCAACAACGUAUCCCUGUAUACAACAACAACUGUGUACGAUAAUGUGACAGAGACAUACACUACCACGUUGUUAGCCCCGCCCAUCACGGUGGACAGUUCAAUGAAUAGCCAGUCAAUAUUUUGUUAUGGUUUAGUGAAUUCUUCCAGGUUCUCCCAAGUAAAGAGAUUUACUGUACUCUAUGGACCAUAUGAUAAUCAAGUGUCACUAUAUGGCCGAGAGACAGGGGUGGAGGGAAACAGAAUGACCUGGAUCUGUUACGGAGGAUUCACAAACCCAGCUCUGUCCAUCACAUGGUACAACGGCUCUACAGAGUUCAGUCCUGAUACACCAGCUAUUGUAGAUAAAUAUGGUGAUCAUUACUAUACACGACAAGAGUGGAACUUCAAGUAUCACCGAGAUUACACGGGGAAUAAUAUCAGUUGUGUUGUCAGAGGGUCUGGAGAUAGAACAGUGACCAAAACAAAGCAGUUUGGGGAUAUUCUUUAUGACCCAGAUUUAGUUGUUGGAGGGAGCUCUGUGGUAGAGGAGGGAGCCACCUUAAAUUUGACCUGUGAGGUGGUGGCAGCCAAUCCAAUGACAACUGCCUCCUGGAGUGGCGGAGUGGGUCAGUCCUUGGUGAUAUCUGACAUCAAGAGGAAUCAGAAUGGAAACAUGUUUAGUUGUAGUGCCCAGAAUUCUGCUGGCAGGUCCUACCUGGGGGUCACAAUCACAGUUCAGUAUGGACCAGAACUGAAUGUUAUGUCUGAAUUAUCAUACAAGGAGGGAGUGAAUGCCACAAUCUACGGCUCUGUGUCAGCGAACCCUCCCGCCACACUGGCCUGGAGAAGGGCGGGAAACAGCACGGUUCUCUCGACUGACGGCGAUCUAUUUCUGGAGAACGUCUCGAGGGACCAAGCAGGGGUGUAUGUACUGGAGGCCACCAGUGUAAAACAAAGGGGAAAUAACACUUUACAGGAGGUCACCAGAAAUGCCUCUACAAUAUUGGAGGUCAUGUAUGGACCUGGAUCUUCAGUUGGCCUCUCCCCCAAUGUUACUGUCCUAGAAGUUGAGCAGGGGGCAGUUAUUCCUCGCAUCACCUGUGUAGCAGACUGUGUCCCUGACUGUGACUAUCAAUGGACACGGGAGUACAGAAACACCAUGUGGUAUAGAUCUGGUGCCACCCUGUCCCUAGGUAACGCCACUGUAGCGGAGGUCGGGAUCCACACUUGUAAAGCUUCGAACUACGUACGAUCACAGCGCUACGAACAAACAGUGACCUUUGAACUUCGUGUGAAAUAUGCACCAGAGGUACAAUCUGUCUCUUUGGACAGGUUUACAGGUAACCCGUAUAAUGAUGGCAGUCCUAUUUCUGUAACCAGUGUUAUAAGGGCCUGGCCCUCAGUGGACAGUGUAACAUGGGGCAUUACAAAUGAUCGCUUCACAAACCAGUUUAUGCCUUUAGACUCGAGGUACAUCACCAAUCGGACUGUGAACUGUUCGUACGACUGUGAGAUAACAGAGGUACUUACUCUACAGACCCCAGACUGUACCGACACGGGGAAUAAAUUCUCACUGUAUGCAGCAAAUGAACAGGGCAACUCUACCAUCAAAACCUCACUGAACCUUAUCACAAUUUCAUGUUCUCCUCGUCUUGCUGACCGUGACACAGCCAAUCAGACCUAUAGAGUCUGUGAAGGAUCGCCAAUCAACAUGUCUGCCAGGUUUAUAUCAGUCCCCGGACCGACGUUAUUGUGGUACCACCUGCCAGAUACCACUAGAUACGUACACAUGGACCGCUACAAUAGGUUCAGUCCCGUGUAUUACACCACUACCUACAGUAUACAGGCGGUCUAUAAGUACAUGUUUGGCAGCUACGUUGUGGAAGCAGAUAAUUACAGAGGCACAAGAGUCAGGGCCUACAUUGAACUCCUGGAAGACUGUUCGACAGGAAGUGUACCUAUUACAACAACAGAAGCAGCCAUUACCACAGAAACAAAAACCAGUACCGACUCAAAAAUCACGGACACGGCCUCCCCCCAGAAGUCGGGGGAUAGCGGGGCUAUAGCAGGAGCUGUAGUGGGGUCACUCCUGUUGGUGGCUCUGGUGGUGAUAGGGACCCUAGUAUACAUCAGAUACCGCAGAAAAAGGAAAGGGAAUCAAAAAUUUGAACAGUUGGACCUUCGGAAUGCGCAGAAUUACUGACGAGAAGGAAAGGAAUAGGACACAACUUAAUGAAAACACGCAACAUUCCCUUUGGUGCUUACAUAAGGCUAUAGACCAUUGUUUAACUUUUUAUUUUCAUAAUUUGUAAAUACCUACAUCAAUCUUUACCUGUGAUAUUAAUUACAUUUAUUUUAAGCUUACCAAAGCUACAUUUAGUGAGCUUUCUGAUUGAACCUUGCCAGAUGUGUCUGUCUGUUGUCUUGUGUUGACCAUCUGUUAACAUUUCUUUGGUACUGAGCCCAGUUCAACUUAAUUACUUUCCACAAAGCAUUAUUGUGUAAAAUGGUUUUAAAGAUUAAGAGGAAAGGGUUAGAUAACUCAUAAAUACAUGUAGUAACAAAUCUGGUGUCUUUGUAUAAAAAUUAAAUUUGCUAUAACCACUGGGCAAAAAAGUCAAAUUCUUCCCUCGGGCUGGGGAGGGUAAGAAUUGGGGAUUUAAUUGUCACUGGACAAAAAAAAGUCAAAAACUUCCCUCAGGGUUGGGGUGAGGUCACAAUAGGGGAUUUAUUUGUACAUUCUGUCAUCAGUAAAGAAAUUUUAGGAAAACAAUCCUUAUUUCAUGAAGUGCAAACCCAAGUUUUUAAUUCAAGCUAUGAACUCUAAUAUUUAAUAACAAAGUCUGUUUGUAAAGGGAAAAAGAUCUCCAGAACAGCAGGGUCAUGUUACUCAUAUUAAUACUGAAGCAUUCAAAUGUUGUGUGGAUUCAAAUUUUAGACCAAUUGGGGAGGGGGAUGGAUCAUGAUAUGGGUUCAAAAUUCCUAAAGUGACUCGGGUGAGCAUUGUGGCCCAUCUCUGGCUGAGAUGAAAGAACUAGCUACCUCAUGGUGCUUUUUUUGGGUUGUGUGAAUUUAAUCGAGAAUUCUUCUCACUACUUUGUAGGAAAGUUAUUUUUCAUAAAUUUUAUAAGUUGUUCUUUACAAGAAAAAUUCUUGCCUCUUCAUCUUGCAAAUCCAUUGUUUUGAGACAAAUCCAUUGUUUGAGACAUAUCAAUCAAGUUAUAUUGUGAUGAAUUUUAUUUACUUUCUAUACAUUUCAGUUUUUAGAGUUAUGUUUUAUGUGAUAUGUAUUUUGUUUUUAGCUUAUCAAUGUUAGAUGCAAGUAUUAAAACUGAAUUAAUGCAUGCAUGUGUAUAUUUAUGAUGCCUGUCUUUGGGUAUAUUUUGAUAAAGUAACAUUUUUAUAUUCAUUUACUCAUAAAUAUAUAUGUAUAUAAUAUAUAUGGGUGAAUUUUUUAAGGUUUGGUAUCUGAAGUUUGGUAUGACCCCGGGGGUCAGCUGCACCCUGGGGCUUCUGUAGGGUUUCAAACCUUGACUUUACAUAUUAAUCACUAGAGCCUAGCUAUCAUAUAUAUGUUGAUGUGAAAUACUCAAAUCUGAUUGGUCAUGAAAGCAGUACAUGUAGAUUUAUUAUUAUAUGCAAGUUUUCAAUAUUUCAGAAUGACCUAUCUAAUUAUAAAGAGAUGAAUAAAUGUGUUAUUAAUUGUAAUAUUUAUACAUUUUUACAUUAGAAAAAGAAAUGACAAUAUUAGUGGAGACAUACUCUAAUCACUUCUUGCUUUUUCUGUGACUUUAUAUUUACAUAAUAAAAUGCUUUGUUUGUUUGUUAGUAUGGGAAUUAAUGUUGCAAUUAUUGCAGAAAA